UCAGGGCUCGAGCAUUCACUCGUCUCACCGGUCACGGACAGGGGCCGGCCGCCGCAGGGCUCCCUUGACCCGUUGUUGCCCUGGCGCUGGCGCCACUGCCACCACCUGCGUCUGCGUCUCGCUGCGCAUAAAGCAGCACCGUCCCGGCCCGCGAAUCUCUCCACCCUCGACGCCGGCUGGAGGGGUCAAAUCUUGCAAGUACAUCCAUCGCCCACCACAGUGUCGCGCCCACUGCCGCAGAGCGCCGCAGCGUACGUCCUCGCCGGAGAAGGGAAGGAACAUGGAUAACGACGCCGGCGUGAUCCCAUCCUCGCCCUCCGCCGACACUUCCUCCUCCUCCUCCGACAUCGACACCGAGUCCACAUGCUCGUUCUUCCGGGACCGGAGCACGACGCUGGGGACGCUCAUGGGCGUGUCCCUGGCCGACGGGGAGGACCGGCCCCCGGAGACGCAGCAGGCGACGGACGAGCAGGAGAGGCCCCGCGCGCCGGCGCCGGGGGAGGAGGGCUGGACGUGGCGUCGGAGGUGGAGGCCGCGGCGCGGCGCCAGCUGGUGGCGGCUGUGCAGGGACGACGUCGGCGGCACGACAUCGCUGGCCCACUUCCUGCACAUGGAGAGGCAGCUCUCCGGCGACGGCGGGGAGGUGACGGUGCCGCUGUUCGAGAACGGGAGGGUGCUGCCGUCGUCGUCCGCGACGGCUGCCGCGGUCGUGGAGGAUCAGAGGGUCAAGUGGAAGCUGCGGAGGUCCGCCCAGGGGUCUUUAUCGCUGGCCAGGCUGCCGGUGCUGCUCACCGGCAUCUGCAGCGGCGGAGCCUGACGAUUGAGUGGGAAUGGCUUCAGCGGUGCACGCCGGAUUAACUUUUAUUCGUCUUCUGUCAUUUCGCCUGCUCCAUUUUUCUCCUCAAUUUUUACACGCUGAUGCAACUGAUGAGCCAUGAUUGUACUGGGAGUUGACUCGGGCUCUCUUCUUACGUGAUGAAUGAAUGGAAUUGCUGCA
Molecule: messenger RNA, 997 nt
Organism: Hordeum vulgare subsp. vulgare (domesticated barley)
Lineage: Eukaryota; Viridiplantae; Streptophyta; Magnoliopsida; Poales; Poaceae
Exons: 2
Coding region: 281-817 (178 amino acids)
Source: RefSeq, a predicted model, not a curated record